UUUGUUUUCAGUCGCAGUUUUCUUGUUGAUAUAAUAAAGAUAGUUUUCCAUCAAUAAAAGAAAGGGAUUUUUAUUUUUGUCAAAGAAAAGCCUGGUCAACACCGGAAAAAUCAUUUAAUCAACCAAAAAUGGAUUUCAAUGCGCUGUUGCAAGCCAUCAAGUGCUGCCUAGCGGACAAGAAUCCUGCCAAAGGGACUGCUAAAGCAUAUGGAAUUCCUCGGAGUAGUCUGAUGCGCUAUAUAAAGAAAGUUUCAGGUCAGUUUGGCGAAAUUUCAUCCUUGGAAGAUAGUGUUUUGUUUGAAUUCGUCCGUAAUUGCAGCCAACGUACACCAUCAAACAUGGUUUUCUCUUCGGCUCAAGAAAAGGACCUUGUCCAACACAUUUUGAAGUGCGUCAACCAAAGCAUCAAUGAGCUUAGAAAAUUGGCUUACCAAUUCGCGAAGAAACUCGAGGUUGACUACCCAGAAAAUUGGGAUAAAGAUCAGAUGGCUGGUCGUCAUUGGUAUACGAAUUUCAUACGCCGGCACUCUGAACUCGCUUUGCGCUCACCGAAACAGAAUUCCAUACACACGGAGUACCGUGUGAAAGCCUUUUGUAAGAAAACUGUAGACAUCUUCUUCCGGAAUUUUGGCCAGUUGCUUGACGAGCAUCACUUCGAAGCGACUCAUAUCUAUAAUAUGGACGAGUCAGGCUUUUCAACAUGUCGCCAUGUCGGAAAGAUUCAGGCCGCCGAAAGACGAACGAUGAUCACAAUAGCGUUAACCGUAAAUGCUACUGGCAACAGCAUUCCACCGUUUUUUCUCUUUCCUAGAAAAGAGAUGCAGACCAGCUUCUUAGACAAUGUCUCAUCGGGAACUGUUGGUUUUGCUAACGGUUCUGGCAGGAUGUGCGCGCCAGAGUUGGAACGAUAUAUACGACAUUUAGUUGCCUGUGUUAAGCCUACUCCAGCUUCUCCUAUCUUGCUGCUUCUCGACGACGGUAAUUCGUCACAUUUAUCCAUUGAAGCCAUCGAUUUUGCCGUUGCCAAUGGAGUGCAUAUCCUCUCCUUCCCACCAAACUGCAGUCACAAAAUGCAGCCAUUAGACGUGUCCAUCUACGGACCGCUAAAGACUUAUUACAAGUCUGAGUGUGACGCUUGGCAAAAAAAUAAUGUUAACAAGGUGUUGGAAAUUCGUCACAUUGCUGGCUUGGUAUGUGAGACCCUAGAUCUGUUGACACCCAAAAUCAUCAAACGCGGCUUCAGAGCUACUGGAAUCUCUCCAUUCGAUCCAGACAUAUUCGGCGACUAUGACUUUUUGCAAACUGAUGAGCAAACUGAUGUGAGUGAGGCUCCUGUUGAUGAAGAGGAUCAGCGCGGAUCAGAUUUUGUACGUCAGGAGGUUGUGUUUACCACACCAGAACCAUCGACAUCUUCAACGAGCUGCCUAUCACUUUCGGAAGAAAUUGAUCCUUUGAGAGCGGCUACACCUAAGAAGUCUUCGAAUCGUGGUCGAAAGCCGAUGCAAAGCUCCUUGCUUACUUUUCCUGAAUGCAUUGCUUCUAUGAAGGAAAAAUCAGCUAUGAAAGAUUCGAAGCUAUCAGAUAUGCAGGCAUCUGUUUCUCCCCAGAAAAAGCGAGGACGCAAGGCAACACUAGCCAAACCAUCCACUAAGCUCACCAAGGAAACUCUGACUAAACCAUUAGCUAAGCGCACCAAGGCUCUAUCAUCUGACGAUGAUAAGGAGUUCUGUCUCAUCUGUCUGCACCUUCUGCCAAGGAAAUUAACCGCCGCAAACUCCAUUAAAUGCCGGGAAUGUAGUCAGUCGUCCGGUGCAUUUAAAGUGCGCUGA
Drosophila obscura is the source of this 1829-nucleotide messenger RNA. RefSeq lists its product as uncharacterized. The transcript has 4 exons. Bases 129 to 1829 code for a protein of 566 amino acids. Lineage: Eukaryota; Metazoa; Arthropoda; Insecta; Diptera; Drosophilidae. The record is from RefSeq and is a predicted model, not a curated record. Gene Ontology annotation, cellular component: nucleus. Gene Ontology annotation, molecular function: DNA binding.